UUCUGAUUGGUGAUAUUGUAUCAAGUUUUCGAACAAGAAUCAUGUUGGCCAAUAAAAAACUAGAAAAAUUGCUAAUUGGAGUCUGACAAGAAGAAUUUGUGAACGGACUGAUCAUUCGACGUAAUUAUUACGUCAAAACCUGGUCAAAACAUAGGUUUUUGGCUUGUUUUGAAGCGAUUAUUAAGAUACCGGAGAAAUGGCUGAUGAACCUGGCCGAUCAUCCGAGAACUCAGCAGAGAUGGCGCACGAGAGCGGUGGCGGCGCGGACGGGUCUCCGCAGCACACGCCGUCGCCGCCGCACGCGCCUCGCUUGCCCCUCGCUGACACCAGCUUUCACCAGCAGAUCAUGCAGAAUCAGAACCCAAGAAAGAACCAUAUUGCUGAGCGGGCGAAACAGACAUUAGAGAGUAGUUUCCUGAUGCAAUUAAAGAAACAGCAGCAGCUGCAACAAGAGAUCCUGCUGCAGCACUUCCAGCAGCAGCGGCAGCAGCUCGCGCAGGAACAUGAACAACAGCUGAUGCACCAUUUGAAGUUGUGGGAACAGCAGAAGGCCAUGGAGGAGGCGGCGGCGCGGCGCGAGGCGCGCGAGGCGCUGGAGGCGCGCGAGGCGCGCGAGCGGCACGAGCGGCACGAGCGGGACCGCGCCGACCUACUGCGCAAGAAGGACAAGCACGAGCACAGCGCCAACGCCUCCACCGAGGUCAAGCAGAAGCUGCAGCAAUUCUUAAAAAAGAAACAAGCUAGUGCAAAUGGAACAGUACCUGGUUCAUCAUAUAGAAAUUGGGGCAUAGUGAAGUCGUCGUCGGGCGAGUCCAUCACGUCGACGGGCGCGACGGCCACACACCCGUACCGCCUGGCGGCGCCGCUGCCGCUGGCGCUCAACGCCGCGCCGCCGCAGCCCUCGCCCGACUACCCGCUCCGGAAGACUGCGUCGGAGCCCAACAUGCUGAAGGUGCGGCUGAAGGCGCGCGUCAUCGAGCGCCGCGCCUCGCCGCUCGCGCGCCGCCCCUUCAAGACGCGCGUCAAGCAUCGCAAUUGCGAUGGGAGCUCACCACGCGGCUCCCCCCCGGGGGGAGCAGGUGUAGGGGCGGGGGGCGCGGGGGCCACGGCGCCCAUCCGGGAGGAGGAGGAGGGCUGCGGGCGCGCGGCGGACCUGUUGUUCUCGUCGCCGUCCAUGCCCAACAUCAGCCUGGGCCGGCCGCACGUGCCCGCGCCGCGCCUGGCGCCGCCGCCGCCGCUGGCGGUGCUGCCGCCGGUGUCGGAGGCGGAGGGCUGGGCGGCGCUGGGCGGCCGUCUGGCCAAGCGCCCGCUGGGCCGCACGCACUCCGCGCCGCUCCCGCUCGGGGACCCGGCGCUCACGCCGCCCUCCGCGCACCACUACCUGCGCGACCAGAUACGAAAGACUGUGCUGACGCGCGCGCACGACGCGGCCGCCGCGCAGCUGCGCGAGGAGGAGGGCGAGGUCAUCGACCUGACGGCGCGGCGCGCCCCCGCGGCGGCCGCGCCCCCCGCGCCCGUGCGAGCCGAGGCGCCGCUGGCGCGCGCGCUGAGCUCGCCGCUGGUGGGCGCGCGCACGCCGGCCACGGGGCUGGCCUACGACGCGCUCAUGCUGAAGCACGGCUGCGCCUGCGGGGCGCACGCGCCCACGCACCCCGAGCACGGCGGCCGGCUGCAGUCCGUCUGGGCGCGCCUGUGCGAGACCGGGCUCGUGGCGCGCGCCGAGCGGACGCGGCCCAGGAAGGCCACCUUCGAGGAACUGCAGUCGGUGCACUCGGAGGCGCACGUGGGCGUGUUCGGCGGGCGCGGCGCGGGCGGCGCGCUGGGCGGCGUGCGCCAGCUGGUGCGGCUGGCGUGCGGCGGGCUGGGCGUGGACUCGGACACGGCCUGGUCGGACGCGCACACGCCGGCGGCGGCGCGCGCGGCGGCCGGCGCCGUGCUGGACCUGGCCGUGCGCACGGCCAAGGGCGAGCUGCGCAACGGGUUCGCCGUGGUGCGCCCGCCCGGCCACCACGCCGAGCCCAACCAGGCCAUGGGCUUCUGCUUCUUCAACUCCGUCGCCAUCGCAGCCCGCAUCCUGCACACGCGGCACCGCCUGCAGAGGAUACUCAUCGUCGACUGGGACGUGCACCACGGUAACGGCACGCAACAGAUCUUCUACUCCGACCCUCACGUGUUGUACAUGAGCAUCCACCGGCACGACGACGGCAACUUCUUCCCCGGCACCGGCGCCGCCAGCGAGGCCGGCGCCGGGCCCGGGCUCGGGUACACCGUCAACGUGGCCUGGUGCGGGGGAACUAACCCUCCGCUAGCUGACGCAGAGUACCUCGCCGCCUUCCGCUCCGUCAUUAUGCCCAUUGCCAAGGAGUACGACCCCGAGAUCGUGCUGGUGUCGUGCGGGUUCGACGCGGCGGCCGGGCACCCCGCGCCGCUGGGCGGGUACAACGUGUCGGCGGCGUGCUUCGCGCACAUGACGCGCGAGCUGCAGCAGCUGGCGGGCGGCCGCGUGGUGCUGGCGCUGGAGGGCGGCUACGACCUGCCCGCCAUGUGCGACGCGGCCCAGGAGUGCGUGCGCGCGCUGCUGGGCGAGCGCGGCGCGAUCUGCGGACAGCUCCCGCUCGGUGUCGGAGGAGCCGAUGGAGCAGGACGAGGGCAAGUGAGCGGGCGGGGGCCCGGGGCUGGGGGCUGGGCCCCCGCCGGGGACACUUCAACAUUCCGGUUCCGGUAG
Spodoptera litura is the source of this 2725-nucleotide messenger RNA. The record is from RefSeq and is a predicted model, not a curated record. Lineage: Eukaryota; Metazoa; Arthropoda; Insecta; Lepidoptera; Noctuidae.